AUGGCUACAUCGUUUAUUGCCAUUCUAACCAACCUACACAUUGAGUCAGAGGCUUUCUAUAGCGAGCCGAGCACUAGUAGUCAUCAGAAGAAGAGUCCUCUUAAAACGAGCAUACAAGAGAAUUGUUUGACGCCGGAAAAGAAGUCCAAGCGACUCAAGCCAUCGAAGGAGGACUAUGAGAAUGUACAAAUCCAAACAAGCAUUGAACUGACACCCUGCAGCUUGAUUGCUUCAUCCUCAUAUCAGCAUCCCACAUUUCUGCCGGAAAACAUACCCUUACCCCAGUUUGAGUGGGCCAAUUCCACCGAAGUCUGGAGGAUGAUGGUGAAGGCAGAGGAGUACUACCACCGAGAUGCAGACAUGUUUGGGCGACACCCAUCCUUGCAGCCUGUGAUGCGUGCCAUGCUCUUGGACUGGCUCAAUGAAGUCUGCCAGGCGUACACCUUGUCUCGCCAGACCUACUACCUGGCGCUGGACUUCUUUGAUCGGUACUUGUCCACCAAAAGAGACAUCUGCAAGAAGCGGCUCCAACUGUUGGGGAUCACCUGUCUGUUUAUUGCCUCCAAGAUUGAGGAGAUUUUCCCUCCCAAGCUGGACCGCUUUUCCUUUGUCUGUGAUGGUGCUUGUGAUGAUAAGGAGAUUCUCGCCAAGGAGCAACUGGUUCUGAACACCCUCAACUGGGAGCUCUCGCCACUGACGCCCAACUCUUGGCUCAAUGUUUACAUGCAAAUCUACUCAAACAAUGUGCUAAACAAGCCCUGCGACAAGGAGAACGCGCCUGAUCUUUCGAGCGGAGAGCGCUUCCUCUUUCCCAACUUCGAGUCAAAACUGUUUGUACAAAUAGCUCAUCUAAUCGACCUUUGCACCUUGAACGCCGGAUCGCUGGCGUUUCCCUAUUCUGUGAUAGCUGCUUCAGCCUUUUACCAUUUCACCAAUGAGGAUGUUGUUCUUCAGUGCACUGGAAAAACAAUGGAGGAAAUGAGUGCCUGCAUCGAGUGGAUGAUUCCCUUUGCAAUUGCCAUUAAAAAUGAAGGACUCGAAUUUGUCGACAAGCUUCUUGAAGACUCCUCGGACAGGUCGAUCACCAUUCAGAGUCAUACUGUCAAUCUUGAUCUUCUGAAAAGCGCGCAAUCCAUCCAAGCGGAAAUCGAGAGCAAUAAGAUGGCGCCUUUGGACUCUUCUGAUACCGGAGUCGAAACGGGCACAAGCACUUUGACGCCCUCAAAAUUUCCACCCACUCCACCUCGAUCAUAG
This is a messenger RNA of Rhagoletis zephyria (snowberry fruit fly), 1254 nucleotides long. NCBI's taxonomy places the organism in Eukaryota, Metazoa, Arthropoda, Insecta, Diptera, Tephritidae. The record is from RefSeq and is a predicted model, not a curated record.